Molecule: messenger RNA, 2420 nt
Organism: Limulus polyphemus (Atlantic horseshoe crab)
Lineage: Eukaryota; Metazoa; Arthropoda; Merostomata; Xiphosura; Limulidae
Product: cardioacceleratory peptide receptor-like
Exons: 7
Coding region: 202-1188 (328 amino acids)
Biological process (GO): G protein-coupled receptor signaling pathway
Cellular component (GO): membrane
Molecular function (GO): vasopressin receptor activity
Source: RefSeq, a predicted model, not a curated record
CUUAAAAUGCUUUCAUGAUAGAUAAAAACCUCAUGAUUUUAGGAUUAUUAUCUGAGAAUAUAAAAAGCCGAAUUAUGUCAGAUAUAAAGACUAACUUAUCUUAUAACUUUUUCAGAUCUUCUUGUUGGUUUCGUCCAAGUACUGACAGAUAUUAUUUGGCGAACGUUUGUAGAUUUUUACGGCGGGAAUGUCGUUUGUAAAAUGGUUCGUUAUUUUCAGGUUUUAGUUAUGUAUUCCUCCACUUAUGUCUUGGUGGCGCUGAGCAUCGAUCGAUAUGACGCCAUCACUCGCCCACUGAGAUUUUCUGGAAGUUGGAAGAGAGCAAAAAUUUUGAUUGGGUCAGCCUGGGGAUUAAGUGCCCUAGCGGCGAGUCCAGCAGUUUUUUUGAACAAAGAAUCCGUAAUCAAAGGACGACUUCAAUGUUGGAUUGACAUGGAGAACUGGCAGUGGAGAUUAUAUAUGCCACUUGUUGCUGUUUCCGUGUUUUUUUUCCCUGCCGUCGUUAUCUCUGGGUGUUACACAGUUAUCGUGUACACCAUCUGGACCAAAAGUAAAUCCCUCAGUUAUCCUAAAUCCAGAGGAUCGACGUUCAUAUUAAAAGACAAACCUGGAAGAUUCAUUGAUGAUGAAGAAGCUGAUAGCAGAAGAAGAAGGGCCAGCUCCAGAGGAAUCAUUCCGCGAGCGAAGAUUAAGACUGUUAAAAUGACUUUUGUUAUAGUUUUUGUGUUCAUCUUGUGCUGGAGUCCAUACUUUAUCUAUGACCUUCUCCAGGUUUUUGGAUACUUCCCACUUAAUCAAACUAACAUUGCUGUCUCUACUUUCAUCCAAAGCCUGGCUCCUCUAAACAGUGCUGCUAACCCUUUUAUUUACUAUAUUUUUUCUACUCAUCUAUGCAGAACCCUUAGCAACUUUUCUUGUUGUCAAUGGUUUUCUCGACAUAGUCGUGCCUGCUGCUCGAAGGCGAAACGGCCUGUAGAAUCUGAAAGUCGAACGUCACACUACACAACCGUAAGCGAAAUGUUUCUGAGGUCAUCCAGAUUAUCAACCACUUGUCAGGAGGUACCUCUGGAAACGCAACCUUCUGUGUCAGAUGCUACAACACAAUUUUCAAAGAAAGUCAACAACGAAAAAAAACGAGAAGCGCCUUCGGAAACCCUCGAAGCUUCAUCUGAGAAAAUGCAUCUGUGAAUUAUUAAAAAAAAAUUAACGACAUUAAAUGUUACGGUUUUCUGUUGGUAUGAACAGAAGAAUCCUUAGACGAGAUCUUCUUUUCAUCUGGUAUGAAAUAUUUUGAAACAUACGUCAUUAGGUACUAGUUGAUAGGUUCUGUAGCUUGUUAGCGGAACUUGACAUGGUAGAAAGUUCCAGUAAACUAGGGUUACAGAUAUCGAAAUCCUGAUCAUUUUGGCUUUGCAAGUUCCACUUUUUCCACGGCGCUGUCAUACGGAUUCCAUAAGUGAACACAACAUGUCUUAGUAUGUAAGCUUAUGUAUCGUUAAAUGGCUUAUUAGUCCUGUGAGUUGGAAGUUUAAACGUGUAACGCGUUAAAUAACGUUUUCUUAGAGUCGAAUUGAAACGAUAACUUUCUAGUAAUUAUCAUAAUCAAAUUAAGCAUUAUUUAUAUUUUUUUACGUAUUCUAGAUAUCGGUAAGUAGUCAACAAUUAUGUUUUUCGAGUAGUGAACAUGUUAUACGCUUGUUUCACGAAGACUAUCCGCGCUAGCUGUCCGUAAUUUAGCAGUGAUAGACUAGAAGGAAGGCAACUACUCUUUUGUCAACCAAUAGUGGGGUUGACCGUCACUUAUAACGCCCCCGCGGCUGAACAGGCAUGUUUGGUGGUACGGUGAUUCGAACCCUUAGAUUGCGAGUUGAGCGCGUAAACGUGAUGUUAAAUGUAAUAAAACGUUUCUGAAUAUAGGUCAAAAUUAACAAUGUUGCAAAACGAUAUUUGAUUUAUAAGAAGUAACUUUGUAAUGUGAGAAAAAUAUUACUGAAAGAUAUGGAUGUAGAAUAUUAGGGAUACACGCGAUCAUAUUGUUGUUAUACAUGGUAACAUCGUUAUAAUAUGUAAUUAUAGUGUUGUUAUGUAUGGUAACAUCGUUAUAAUAUGUAAUUAUAGUGUUGUUAUGUAUGGUAACAUCGUUAUAAUAUGUAAUUGUAGUGUUGUUAUGCAUGGUAACAUCGUUAUAAUAUGUAAUUAUAGUGUUGUUAUGCAUGGUAACAUCGUUAUAAUAUGUAGUUAUAGUGUUGUUAUGCAUGGUAACAUCGUUAUAAUAUGUAGUUAUAGUGUUAUUAUACAUGGUAACAUCGUUAUAAUAUGUAGUUAUAUUGUUGUUAUACAUGGUAACAUCGUUAUAAUAUGUAGUUAUAGUGUUGUUAUGCAUGGUAACAUCGUUAUAAUAUGCAAUUAUAGUGUUAUUA